Molecule: messenger RNA, 1590 nt
Organism: Symphalangus syndactylus (siamang)
Lineage: Eukaryota; Metazoa; Chordata; Mammalia; Primates; Hylobatidae
Product: endogenous retrovirus group V member 1 Env polyprotein
Source: RefSeq, a predicted model, not a curated record
AUGAUAGAGAAAUUCCUUUUCCUCUAUCUUUCCCUCCUUCCCAUGCCCCUACCCUCACAGGCACAAUGGAGUGAAAAUUCCCUUGUCAAUUUUUCCAAAAUAAUUGCUUCGGGAAACCAUCUAAGCAACUGUUGGAUCUGUCACAACUUCAUCACCAGGUCCGCAUCUUACCAAUAUAUUUUGGUAAGAAAUUUUUCUUUAAACCUAACAUUUGGUUCAGGAAUCCCCGAAGGCCAACAUAAAUCUGUUCCGCUCCAGGUUUCGCUUGCUAACUCAGCGCACCAAGUCCCCUGUCUGGAUCUCACUCCACCUUUCAAUCAAAGCUCUAAAACUUCUUUCUAUUUCUACAACUGCUCUUCUCUAAACCAAACCUGUUGUCCAUGCCCUGAAGGACACUGUGACAGGAAGAACACCUCUGAGGAGGGAUUCCCCAGUCCCACCAUCCAUCCCAUGAGCUUUUCCCCAGCAGGCUGCCACCCUAACUUGACUCACUGGUGUCCAGCUAGCCAUAAACAAAUGAACGAUUAUCGAGACAAGUCACCCCAAAACCGCUGUGCAGCUUGGGAAGGAAAACAGCUAAUCACAUGGAGGGUUCUAUAUUCGCUUCCCAAGGCACACAGUGUCCCCACAUGGCCAAAAACUACUGUUCCCCUGGGAGGGCCUCUAUCCCCUACGUGCAAUCAAUCUAUUCCAGCAGCGUGGAAAUCGCAGUUACACAAGUGGUUCGACAGCCACGUCCCCCGGUGGGCCUGUACCCCUCCCGGCUAUGUAUUUUUAUGUGGACCACAAAAAAAUAAACUGCCCUCUGACGGAAGUCCUAAGAGAACCUAUUCAACCCCCCCCGUGGCAAACCUCUAUACUUGCAUCAAUAACAUCCAACAUACGGGGGAAUGUGCUGUGGGACUUUUGGGACCACGGGGGAUAGGUGUGACCAUUUAUAACACCACCCAACCCAGACAGAAAAGAGCUCUGGGUCUAAUACUGGCAGGGAUGGGAGCAGCCGUAGGAAUGCUCGCCCCAUGGGGAGGGUUCACUUAUCAUGAUGUCACCCUCAGAAACCUCUCCAGACAAAUAGAAAACAUAGCCAAGAGUACCAGGGAUAGCAUCUCUAAACUCAAGGCCUCCAUAGAUUCUCUAGCAAACGUAGUCAUGGACAACAGAUUGGCCUUAGAUUACCGCUUAGCAGAGCAGGGCGGAGUCUGUGCAGUGAUCAAUAAAUCCUGUUGCGUUUAUGUCAAUAACAGUGGGGCGAUAGAGGAGGAUAUAAAAAAGAUCUAUGAUGAGGCUACGUGGCUCCAUGACUUUGGAAAAGAUGAUUCAGCAGGGUCCAUUUGGGAGGCUGUGAAGUCUGCCCUCCCCUCCCUCACAUGGUUUGUCCCUUUACUGGGACCAGCUGCACUUAUAGCCUUUUUUCUCCUCUUUGGCGCUUGUCUCUAUAAUUCACUGAUUAAAUAUGUCUCUUCCAGGAUACGGCAAUUUCACACAGAGCCCCUAAAAAUGGAAAGAGAUCAUCCGAUCUUCCUUGGAGGCCCCAGUACCUACAAGUACAUCUCUCCCUUGGAUGCCAGUGGGCAAAGAUUCUGCAACUAG